This is a messenger RNA of Corythoichthys intestinalis (scribbled pipefish), 9617 nucleotides long. RefSeq names its product protocadherin alpha-C2-like. Gene Ontology annotation, biological process: homophilic cell-cell adhesion. The transcript is spliced from 4 exons. The coding region runs from base 257 to 3262 and encodes 1001 amino acids. The record is from RefSeq and is a predicted model, not a curated record. Gene Ontology annotation, cellular component: plasma membrane. NCBI's taxonomy places the organism in Eukaryota, Metazoa, Chordata, Actinopteri, Syngnathiformes, Syngnathidae. Gene Ontology annotation, molecular function: calcium ion binding.
UCAGUGGCGAGGAAACACACCCGUCAGCAGCGCGCAUUGGAGACGAAAAAAAAACGCAUCACGGACAAAGGAAAGGAAAUAUGGGCGAGCUGGAGAGAAUUUGCCAUCACCGAGUCCAACAAUGGAUGAGCGACGUGCGUUUCAUUCAGCCGGGGUCCAUUUAGGCCACCUUAAUGAGGUGCUGGGACGCAUGGUACUGCAAGCUAAAAAGGCGGAAGGCUGCGUUUAAUCCGUCUGCGGAUCCUCGGAGUUUGCGAUGGCUGUUGCUGGGAUACGCAACCGGCUCGGAAGCAAUGUGCCUUUCUAUUAUUUUGUGAUAUUCUCCUUAUUUUGUGGCCUUUCAUUUGGACAGUUGAGCUACUCUGUAUCGGAAGAACUGGAAAAUGGGGCAGUGGUCGGUGAUCUGGCGCAUGACUUGGGGCUGGAUAUUCGAAAGCUGGCCAGCCGAAAAAUCAAGGUAACCUCCAGCAGCAGCAGUAAACGCUACGUGAUUGUCAACCCUAAAAAUGGCAAAUUGCUAGUUAAUGAAAGAAUCGACAGGGAGGCGCUGUGUGAUUUAUCCAGCAGCUGCCUCAUCAAUCUCGAGGUCCUCCUCGAAAAUCCGACUGAGGUGCAUCACGUCGAGGUGCUGAUAGUGGAUGUCAAUGAUAAUGCACCACAGUUCCCCAGGGACGAGUACCAAGUUGAGAUAACAGAAUCUGCGUUACCAGGGUCUCGGUAUCCAAUCGAAAACGCCCAGGAUCCGGACAUUGGCUCUAAUACAGUUCGCUUGUAUCAGUUGAGCACAAAUGACCAUUUUGCGCUGGUGUCCAACAAACCCUCCUUAAACACAAAGCACAUUGAGCUGGUGCUCAAAAAGCCCCUUGAUCGGGAGCAAACGCCUUACCACCAGUUAAUUUUAAGUGCUGUCGAUGGCGGGACACCUGAGAAAACGGGCACGGCGAUCAUUAACGUACGUGUCCUGGACUCAAAUGACAACGUUCCCAUGUUCGACAACUCGGUGUACAAGGUGAAACUGUUAGAGAAUUCGCCCAAAAACACCCUGGUGAUUAAAUUGAAUGCUACCGAUCUGGACGAGGGCACAAAUGGGGAAGUCUACUACUCUUUUAGCAGCUACACCCCUGAAAGAGUGAGGCAGAUGUUUAGCAUGGACACAAAUACAGGAGAAAUAAGAGUAAGCAGUAACGUCGAUUACGAAGAGACCAAUUCCUAUGAGAUGUACAUCCAAGCGAUGGACAAAGGCCCCGGAGCGGUGGCAGCACACUGUAAGGUGGUGGUAGAGGUAGUGGAUGUGAAUGACAACGUCCCUCAGAUUGUGUUGUCAUCCCUGUCAAGCCCAGUGAGGGAGGACGCCCGCGCUGACACGGUCGUGGCCCUCAUUAGCGUCACCGAUCGGGACUCCGGCGCCAACAAGCAGGUGACUUUAGAGAUCCCGGCUGGCCUUCCUUUCAAGAUUAAAUCCUUCCGAAACUACUACACCCUGGUUACCUCAGCGUUCCUUGACCGCGAGACCACCGAUGCCUACAAUGUCACUCUGAGUGCCACGGACGGAGGAAACCCACCCCUCUCCUCUCAGAAGACCAUCCAGGUGGACGUGGCCGACGUCAAUGACAACCCGCCGCGAUUUGAGCAGACGUCCUAUACUGUUUAUGUGACUGAGAACAACGCCCCUGGGGCCUCUUUGUGUACGGUGAAAGCUCAAGACGCAGACAUCAAAGAGAACGCGCGCAUCACCUAUACUGUGCUCAACGACAAUAACCACGGCAUCCCUGUCACUUCCUACGUGUCCGUGAAGGCCGAUACCGGGGAGGCGUACGCCCUGCGAGCCUUCGACUAUGAGUCACUUCGAGAGUUUCACUUCCAGGUCAAAGCCCAAGACGGAGGAAUUCCUCCGCUUAGUCGCGUCGCCACUGUCUACAUUUACAUCAUGGAUCAGAAUGACCACGCGCCGCUCAUUGUCAACCCUCCGGGUAAUGGCACACGCUCCUUGGAGACGGUUCAAAAGAACGCUGACCCCGGCGCCUUGGUGACCAAAGUGGUGGCGUACGAUGCCGACGCUGGUCCGAACGCCUGGCUGGUGUAUGUGCUUGAGACCUCCACGGACAUGGACUUGUUCAAGGUGCACGAACACACUGGCGAGAUCCGAACCACCCGGAGGAUCCUGGAGGACAACUCCACCUCCUUCGCUCUGACUGUCUUGGUGAAGGACCACGGACAGCCUGCCCUCUCCUCCACCGCCACCAUCAAUGUGGCUGUCAUGGAGGUGCCCCCCAAGGUUGUGCCGGAUCCCAAGAGAAUCAUCAGACCCCACAGCACCUUGCUUUUCUCUAACGUGACCCUGUACUUGAUUGUCGCUUUGAGCGCCACCACCUUUGUUUUCCUGGUCACCGUGGUGGUUCUGGCCAUUGUGCGCUGUCAUGCCUAUUGCACGCAACCUGGAUCCUGCUCCCCGUGCUGCGGGUCGCAGAAACCCCCUCCAGAUGGCGGGAAUAGCAGCGUGAGCGCCGGCGGUGGCGGGGCUGGUGGCGGACUUGCAGGGCAACCUAACAACAACGUGGUACUCCGGAGGGACCUUAAAGUUGAGCCUCACUACAUUGAAGUGCGAGGGAACGGCUCGCUAACAAAGACUUACUGCUACAAGACCUGCUUGACUGCCACCUCUGGCAGUGACACCUUCAUGUUCUACAACACGGGAAGGCCCAUCAGCGGCACCUGGGGCAGCGGCGCUGAUCGAUUCUUCACGAGUGGAAGCGGAUUUGUACGAAGGUUGAGCAUGCCGGAUGCCUCACUUCAAAUAUGUCCAGAGCCAAAAGCCCCAAACGCUGACUGGCGAUAUUCUGCAUCUUUGAGGGCUGGGGUGCAGAGUUCGGUCCACAUGGAGGAGGCUUCUGUGAUGCAGGGAGCCCAGGGCAUGCUGGUCCAGAACUGGCCCACUGUCUCCAGCGCUGCAGAUGGCGAGGGUGGUGGAGAACUGUCCCCUCCAGUAGGCGCCGGCGUCAACAGCAACAGCUGGCACUUCCGCUACGGAGCCGGACAGAGCUAUUGCCCACCGCAGGGCCUGAAACCCGGUGAGAUUCCUCCCGAAGCCUUCAUCAUCCCCGGUUCCCCGGCCAUUAUUUCUAUCCGCCACGACCCCGGCCCUGUUGACGAUAAAGGGGACUUCAUAAGCUUUGGAAAGAAGGAUGAUGCCAAGAAGAAGAAAAAGAAGAAGAAGGAUAAGAAGGAAAAGAAGGAGAAAGGAAAGGAUGACGGGGAUGAAUAAAGAGGGAUGAAUGGAAGCUAUUAAGAUGCCAGCCUGAUUACAGAGCCAGAAAAAACCCAAGUCAAUAUCAGGGGUGGAAAGUAACAAUUUACAUUUACUCUCGUUACACUAAGUUAUUAUUGUUUUGAUAAUUUUAAUAUAUAUAUAUUUUUUUUAGGUUAAUAUUUUUCUUUUACUUAAGUAAAUUUUGUUGGAAUUAGUUUUACUCAUUUACAUUUUAAACGCUUCUGUCACAAUGUAAAAUGAAAUGAAAUGAGAAAAAUGGGUGGGCAAAGAUCUUUUUGCUUCUGCUUGCAAGUAUGGAGCAUCCGUCUGACUAGCUCUGAUAACUUCAGUGUCAGGCAGCAACACAAAGUUAUUUAUUAUGUUAAGAAAGCCAUUGCGCAUCGCCGCCGUAUUGGAUGUGGCUCGUCGUCACAGACAUAGUAAGAGUAAAUGUCAAGGUACGUUACAAUAUUAAUACAUAAUGACUGUAAUCAGCUCCAAUUCAGUGGUUCUAGUAUUGGCGAAACAAACCCUGUGUAUAUAGGGAAAUGGUUUUUCCAAUUAGCACAUCAUCACAUCAAGCGCAUCAUUUAAUUUUUGCACAAAAGAAAUGGGUACUGUUAUUAUUAAGCUCAUAUUUUAGGUAAUUACUAUUACGUCAAUUAUUUUGUUUGUCUCCCCUAUUUUGUACAGCGGCUUUUUCUACAAAAAAUGUACUCCACCCACACACACACAAACUCAUAAAGUAACUAAGUAACUCAGAGUAAAUUUUAAAUCAGCUACACCAGUAAGUAAAAUAUCAUCAUUGUAACAAUACUUUUACUUAAGUAGAUUUUUUCGGUACUCUUUCCACCCCUGGUCAAUAUGGUAAAGGGAGUCUCUUUGCACUGUACGCAUACCAGUACAUGCCAAUCCUUUAUUAGACCAAGCCCGGCCGGCUUUGCACAAGCAAACCUACUUAAUGAAUACUCUGUGGCUCCUUUGGCCUUCAACUUUGACCAUAUAAUUCCAUUGAAAUGCACAUUGAAAAGGCAUUUUAUGGGAUCGGUGUAUGCUGUGAAUUUCAUGAUCCCUUCAGUUUAUAUGAAAACUAUAAUGCCAAAAACAAACAAAAAAAAAGGACUUGUAUAUGAAUUAUUCGCUGCCUGUGCCGGCACUACGCCUUCCUCAUACGGGCUUACUGAAAUAAGUAGGUAUAAAGUAAAGCCAAACUGCAAAAUAGGUCUUUUUCCUUAUCAGUAUUAAGUAGAUAUUGUAGACAUUCAGCAGAUGUGGUCUUUUUACAUAUUUAAAAACAAAACAAAACAAAUGAAACCAUGAAUUAGAAGCAUUAAAUAUGUAGACAGUAAGAUUCAUAAUAAGGAAAUAAGGUUGCUGAGACAAGCAGGACAAGAAUUAGUGUUGCACUGAUACCAAUAAUAGUAUCUGUACCGAUACGGCACCAAAAUUACGUAGUGGGGUUAGAUAUGUGCCGAUUACCGGUUUCAAGGUAUAUCGCGGUAUGAAAACAUCAAGGUUUUAAAACCGCAAAAAUUUUCCGUCAUACCGUCCCUAUGGUAUUAGCUAUUUUUUCUGUCCCGAAAAUGGAUAUGUCAGGGAAGUUCACUUUUGAACACCCAGACAUGUAUCAAUAUAGGAGGAAAGAAUCAGACUCAGCCAAGGAUUGCCUGCUAUGAAGACUUUAUAAACAAGAUAUAUAUCAAGGGUACAAAAUUAUGUGGAAGGAAUAUUUGGAGCACACAUAUUUGGAACGCACGAACAUGAAUACAGUCUCACAUGCAAGCAUAUAGUUUCACAGCAGUUAAUAAUUGUGUUUUAUAAGCAUGAAUAAAAUAUUCUAUCACAGUAUGGAGAAAUCCCACGCUUGCAGCUGGAAGGCUCAACCUUCCUCAACCGGUUGUUGCUCAGUGUCAGUGAGUCAGCUGUGCUACACGAUGGCUAAAGGUGGUGAAACUCCUGAACUUUUUUCCCCCAUCGAAGAAAAUGAAAUCGCUGGUAUGGGAAUACUUUGGCUAGAUAUCGCAAAGUAACACAUUUUAGAGCUGUAAUUGCAAAACCAUGAAACCGUGAUAUUUUGGCUAAGUUCAGGAUUUUUGACAUUAGGCUUUAUCUUCGAGUUAGCAGGGGUUUAUUUGGUUGGUGGAUUUGAUUUCAACAAAUUCCAUUUCAUUUGCAAGUUAUUUGUUAGUUUCAGGGCUCCAGAGUGGCUAAGCUAGUGCACCAUUAUAGCAUGCCAAUAAAAAAACAAUGUAUGCACACAUGAAUAUCAUCAAUGACCCAUGCAAUCAAUAGUGUUGGCUAUUUUUUCAGAUCAACUCUACAGAGGACCAGGUCGGAGUGAUAUCACAUCAGGUUUUUUUCAUCGUUGAUUUUUUACGUCGUAGCUAGCAGCAAGUGACCAGUUUAUAUUUUUCCUCGUUCUUCAUAGGGAAUUUGUGUAAAUUUCCCUUUACCCAUUUCUUCUGUAUGUUUCCACAGCCUCCAAAUGCACAUUUCGCCAUGUUGCCGGCCUUCAGUUAACUCAGCAGACUGAUGCUGCAUUCGAGGAAGGUGGGAAGUCAGAGUUUCCAACCUCUGAUCUGGAAAAAUACCAUUAGUACGCCUCAACUAUUUGAUCGCUUAUGACAAGUCAGGUUUGCUGGAGGUCAAAAUGUCUUUUGAAGGCUAAAAUAAAAAACAACUUGUGGCGAUCAGCCAUCUUUGCUGUUUACAUUCGCUUAGAAUGCUUAAAGGUCGCAACUGGUACCUUCCGAGCGGGAUAAGUCAGAAUUCCCGCCUUCCUCGAAUGCAGCGUGAGAACAAGUGCCCGAAGCACUCCUCUUUAUUGGGGUCAUAGUAUGCAUCUAAAAAAAAAUAGUCCUGCAGAAUGAAAUGAAUUACGGCAGUUUGGUGUGACAUUGUUGUGGCCGCAUGGGUGUUUUGGAACAAUGAUCUGCGUUUUGAAUUUAUUUGACUAUGUUGGAUCUGUUUGUAGAUCCAUCAUUUUUUUGGGGGCAUGCUAUAAUGGUGCCAUUGACUCGCGCUAGCAUAGCAACUCCGGAGCCCUGAAACUAACAAAUAACUUGCAAACGAAACGCAAUUUGUUGAAAUCAACUCCACCAACUAACUAAACCCCUGGUAACUCGAAGAUUAAGCCUAAUGUCGAAAAUCCCGAACUGCUCCUUUAAGGUUAUUAUACCGUCAAAAUCUCAUACCGGCACAUGCUUAAGUGGGGAGUACUAAGAAACAAUGUACCGAUGUUGUGCAAUAUGUACUUUUCGAGAUCUAGUGUCGCACUCCCGGUUGCCCCACUCAAGAUGACUGCCAGCUACUCAAGCCACCAUAAAAAAAAGGAGCACUUGUCGCCCUUCCCAAGAUGAUGAUAGACUUCUAAUCGUAUAAUAUCUAAUCAUCAUUUUCUUCUUAAUUUCAGUGAAUUUAUCACUAGCAGACUAAUUCAUUUGAAGUGGGAGGGUGGCGUCGUUCAUUCGCUGCCAACCCUCAAGUGCCGUCAAUAGCAGACAAUACGGUCAAGUGAGGAUGCAGUAAUGUAGUAUUUUUAAAAGUGUUUUUUUUUUGUUUGUUUGUUUGUUUUUUUUCGUAAAACCGAGUAAUGGUAAAUGGUGUUAUACUUAUAUAGCGCUUUUCCACCUUUCAAGGCGCUCAAAGCGCUUUACACUAUAUCGGUACAGUAUUGCCAUUAUCUGAACCCACACAGUCAGGUGUCAUAAUCGGUAUCGGGAGCCAAAAAAUGGUGUCAGUACAACACUAACAAGAACUUCCGCAAAAAUAUGCAACAAUCAGACAGUAAAACAGCACAAUGUUAAAGACCUAAGAUGUGUUGCACCAACUGUGUUACAUGUGUUCCCAGGUUAACUUCAGAAUUAGUUUACUAGAUUAAAUUGUACCGUUUUUUAUUCAAUGAGUUGAAAACCAUUUUAACUGGUCAAAAUGGAUUGGCCAUCUAGUGGCGGCCAAUGAGUUAAACGAGUGCCCUAUAAGUUUUAAGUGAAACUGAGGUUUGUUAUGUUAUUUGAAUGGGACUUAUCUAGAAAAGUUCAUGAAAUUGGCAGGAUUGGAUUGAAAACAUUGAAUAUAACUGCUAGCCAUUUGCAAAUUCAAUAUAAGUAAAAAAGAAAAAGAAAAAAAAUUAAGUGAAUACAAUUGUGUGACUUGGUAUUAUUUUCAUCAGUUUUAUUGUUGGCUUAGCUAUUUUGUUGUUGCCUCUUGUAUGAGGGUCAAUGGCAUUCUUAAUGGUUAGAGUAUAUUCUAAGGUUAUAGAGCAGGAACAUUGCUUGUUCAAGCCUGGAUCCCUCUUCUUCUGUCUUUGAAUGUUAAGUAGAUGUUCUCCAAGCUCAUCACCAUCGCUUCGACGGCUUCAGUGCUUGUAGGACGUGCUUGCCCGCUGCUUGUUUCCUCUCUCUUUCUCCCAUCUUCGGGAAUAACAUCUGUAAAGUCAUUUUCCUUAAAUGGACUGUGCAGUCAUGUCAUGUCGUUGCAUAUUCAUUAACAGAGGACACUUUGCUACCUACUGUAUGUCAAACAUUCAUGUCUUACCCUUAUUACGCUCUCAGAGAAAGUUGUCUAAUACUUUUGGAUAAAUGUUUUACAAGAUAACCUGAGAAGUUGGAAGGCAUUUACCAUUAGAGCAAGCAAGAUUUUAAAAAUAUCCAUACUGUAGUUACAGCGUUAUCAAUUGCGGUGAGUCCACAGGCAGAAAUACUCAUUCUGGAUUUAACAUUUGCUCGAUUAAUGCUCAGAAAACGUUAGAUUUUCAGUAAAAUGCAAGCCGCUGAUGUUGCCAAUAUCUUUCGUUAAAAAAUUGUGAAAGCCAUAAAAUGCACAUAAAAACGGUAUCGUGUUUCGGGUAUUAUAAAGUUUAUGGUAGAGGGUUUUUUUUUUUUGAGCUGAAUAUCAUGGUAGUCAAAUUUCAAUAUUGUAAUUGAUAUGUAACCAGUCGUGCUAGUUCUGACAUUUUGUUGCAGCUUUUCUCAGUGUACCACCUCUCCAGUCAUUUCAACGCACAAUGUUAUCUUAGCAGUCAAACACGCUAACUACUGUGCUACUUCAGGGUAGCUGGAGGAAGUGCUAUGCGUGUAGGAGUCUAGGAAAACAUAGCACCCUGAGAGCUUAAAAGAGGGUAAUGGCAGCUGAAGUUAGCUCAGUCGCCAGCACACCUAACUACCAUGUGACAGUAUGGGUUUAAAAUCCAGUUGGAGACACUACCGCCUUCUCGAUGUAUUUAAACAACAGUUACAUUUUUAUAUAAUACAGUAUUGUUCUUUUUACAGUAGUUUGCCGAUAAUAUAACAAUGAGCAUUUCAUGGCUUUCCCAUUUUUAAUGGAAUAAUUCUAGCAAACACAACUGCUAGCAUUUUACUUUAAAUUUAAUGUUUUUUUUUAAUAGUGUAGUUUAUUAUUAGCAGUUUUGCUAGUGUAUAGAAAAUGUACAAAAAGAUUGACUUUAUUUUGCCCAUACUUGAGGAAUCUUGACCUAGUGUGGGAGAGAACGUGUAGUUUGAGCUGAGUGCAAAGCAACUGGAAGUCGCUCAUCUCUGUCGGCGUUACUUUUGUAGAAGCAUCCAUUUCCCGGUCCCAGCUGUAGGCGCCGCCAUCAUGCUCACGUUUCCUUACCCCUGCCCAGGUGUACGUCUGUGCUGUCAGAUCACCAAGUGUUUGCAUGUUAUAAGAAAAGGAAACAGACGUUAUACAAAUACUAUAUAUACCUACCUAUACCUUUUUUUCACUGGGAAAUGUGUAUCGGAAACUACAAACCUGACUUCACAUCCAUGCAUAUACACAAACAGUACUGCAAUCUGUGGCAAAACCAAAAGUAUCACAUUUUUUAUUCCUGGUCAAAUAGCAUUGGAUCUUCUAUAUGUAAAUAUAAUGCUAUUGUGGUAUGCUAUGAAAUGCCUUUUUUUGCAUAUGAUUACAUUGGUAAGAAAAUUACUUCCAUCUUGUCCCUUCAACUUGUUGAAAUGAUCAAACAAACACUGUUGUGAGCUCAUGUGCACACCCUUCAUAACUAUUCCUUACAUAAUGAAAACAAAAAGGCUGAAAAAGACCACCAAAAAAAUAUUAAAUAGAAAAAAUGUCUCCAAAAAAAUUUAAAUAAAGUUGGUGUAUUCUCUGCUUGUGUAUAGUGAAUAUUUGUCAGUCACUGGGUGUGACAGUGGGUGGCACAUGCUAGUGGACUGUGACAGUGCAGAUUUGUUCAUAAACUUAUUUUGUACACCUACUUAUUGUUAAGGUGAUAAUAGUGGUUCUAAUGAGUUCAACAACCUGGCAAUGUGUUUUGUUAAUAAGUCACAAAUAAAGUUUUUCUUAAAUAUCUCAAACUUUGCUUUGACUUGAGUUUUGAGUUAUUCUGAUCUUUUUUUUUUUUUUU